GUCCCAGCGCACCCGCCGCCCGCGCGCAGAGAUGCUCUACAUUUCAAGCUUAUCGAAGAUUACAUUGAUAUUUAUGGGCUAAUCUGGAAAUUUACAAACAGUUUGUUUCACUACAUCUACAAGGAAAUAUGUGCAAAUUCCAGAUGGCUGGCUUGUAAAGGGGCUUUUAGAACAUAAUUCAGUUUAUGAAGUACUCCUUAAAGCCCUGACAACCAUUGUGAAGAUGGAAUUAUGAAUAUGGCAACCUUCCUCCGGGGCUUUGAAGAAAAGGGGCUAAAGAGCGACAGGCCUGGGGACCAGUUCAGUAAAGAGAAAAAGAAGAUUCUCUUCUCCUUUUGUGAUGUGUGCAACAUCCAGCUCAACUCUGCGGCCCAGGCCCAGGUCCAUUAUGACGGCAAAUCCCAUCGGAAGCGGGUCAAGCAGCUGAAUGAUGGGCAGCCUCCGCCUCCAGCCCAGGGCUCAGGGCCACCGCUUGCCAGCCCUUGCCCUUGCCCCGGCACGAACACCAGCACAGGCAGUGCAUGCCACACUACUACCCUCCCCACUCUCGUGCGCACACCCACCCUGAUGAUGCAGCCUUCGCUGGACAUCAAGCCAUUCAUGUCUUUUCCAGUGGACAGCAGCUCUGCUGUGGGACUCUUUCCAAAUUUUAACACAAAAAGAAGAGGCUUAUUUGGGACCAAUAAAUUCUGCCAGAUGGACCCUGUGCAGAAAGCAGUCAUCAACCACACAUUUGGAGUCUCCAUUCCCCCAAAGAAGAAACAAGUGAUUUCUUGUAAUGUCUGCCAGCUUCGUUUUAACUCGGAUAGCCAGGCCGAGGCCCACUACAAAGGAAGUAAACAUGCCAAGAAGGUCAAAGCACUUGAGGCAGCGAAAAAUAAACCCAAAAUGGUUCCUUCCAAGGACAGCGCAAAGGCUAAUCCCAGCUGCUCCAUCAGGCCAAUCACAGGCGACAGCUCUGACAAAUCAGAAGACAAAGCGAAGUUGAAAGCCGCCAGUUCCAGUCAGCCCUCUGGCUCUGAAGGAGGCUCCUUUCUCCUCAAGUCUGGAGCCACGCCCCUGCCCCCGGCGGCCAUCACUUCUCCCUCCAAGAGCACAAAUGGCGCUCCGGGGUCUGUUGCUGAAUCAGAAGAAGAGAAAGCCAAAAAAUUACUCUAUUGUUCACUAUGCAAGGUGGCUGUGAACUCCCUGUCACAGCUGGAGGCACACAACACAGGAUCUAAACAUAAGACCAUGGUUGAGGCUCGUAAUGGAGCUGGUCCAAUUAAGUCCUAUCCAAGACCUGGGUCAAGACUAAAGAUGCAAAAUGGCAGUAAGGGUUCAGGACUCCAGAAUAAGACGUUUCAUUGUGAAAUCUGUGAUGUCCACGUUAACUCAGAAAUUCAACUCAAACAGCACAUUUCAAGCCGAAGGCAUAAAGACCGCGUGGCAGGAAAACCGUUGAAGCCGAAAUACAGCCCUUACAACAAGCUCCAGCGGAGCCCAAGCAUUUUAGCUGCAAAGCUCGCAUUCCAGAAAGAUCUGAUGAAGCCUCUGGCCCCGACUUUUCUGUCCUCGCCCCUGGCGGCCGCAGCUGUGUCCUCUGCGCUGUCCCUGCCGCCCCGGCCAUCUGCCUCUCUCUUCCAGGCCGCAGCCAUCCCUCCUGCGCUGCUGAGGCCUGGCCACGGGCCCAUCCGGGCCACUCCUGCCUCCAUCCUCUUUGCCCCUUACUAAAUACUUGCAGCCCGCAACAGGCCAGGCCAGUGGAAAGGUGUAGAAGGAAAGCCCAAAGGAUUCAGCAAAGUAAGCCUUGUGUGUGUGACUGUAAGUACCCCACCCACCCACCCUCUGACAAAGUGCAGGCCACCGCCCAGCCCAGCCUCCAGCCACAAACGGAAGCCAGGCUCAAGGGCACUAACCCCUUAUUUCCCCGUGUCCCCUCCGUCCUACCCUAGCCAAUUGGCGUAUCUGAGAUACUUAAGUUUCUUGAAAGUAUAUUGAUCAGAAAAAGAAAACCAACCUCUGUAUUCCCAUGGACGUGAUCUGGCUUAGAAACAAAAUGGAAUCUUCCUGACAGACUUGAACGGUAGACUCUUCCUCGGUCGGAUGUCUGUAAAUAACUCCGAAAUCCAAGCGGGCAUAUUCUAGUGUGGAACAAAAGCCCAUCGCAAGUGCUUAAUUGUGGAUACCAUCCUCCCCAUGGAUCAUGGCGUUUUUCCUUUUGGUGUACUAGUGUCCACAGGGAUUGUGUACUGUUCUAGACCUGAGUACUGUUGUAUCCCGUGUAGUACUAGAUCGUAACUCCUGUCGAAUUAAACUUUUUUUUUUAUUGCUGUGUAAUUGUUAGGAAGCAAACGUAGCUUUGAAAUUUUUUCUCUUUAAGAGAACAAAAGAUAAUGUAUUUUCUUUAUUUCGUGUUUUAUUUGGAGAGAUUUAAAUGAAAUAGAAAGCCAUAUAACAUAGCUAUAAUUACUACCUGUUUGCUAUUUUUGUUUUAACUUAUUUUUGUAGCACCCUCACUGGUUUGAGUUGCUAAGCAAAUGUGUACAGAAACAAAAAGAGCUUCCUAAUUGCACAUGUUGGCACCUUCUGUACAUCUGCAAGAAGACAAUGAAUCCAUGUAUUUCCACAUAAUGAUCUUCAUUUUCAACCUUUGUUUUUCAUUUGUAAUGAUGCUACAUAACUCUGUGGCUCUUUGAUGCAAUAAUGUACAGAAGAUAUAUAAUUUAUAAUUGAACAAUCUGUCUUUCUGUUCAGUGACUACGUCAUAGGUCAUGUGACCAUGCCCUCCCCGUCAACCCCCCCCCAAAAAAAAACAACAACUGAUGUUAAGAAGACUGGAAUGUUUGUGAUAUCGGGGCAAGAGGUAUCAUAAAACAACA
This is a messenger RNA of Peromyscus maniculatus bairdii (prairie deer mouse), 2861 nucleotides long. It is a transcript of the gene Znf385b, whose product is annotated as zinc finger protein 385B. Lineage: Eukaryota; Metazoa; Chordata; Mammalia; Rodentia; Cricetidae. The record is from RefSeq and is a predicted model, not a curated record. Gene Ontology annotation, molecular function: nucleic acid binding; zinc ion binding. Gene Ontology annotation, cellular component: nucleus.